Molecule: messenger RNA, 375 nt
Organism: Aspergillus melleus
Lineage: Eukaryota; Fungi; Ascomycota; Eurotiomycetes; Eurotiales; Aspergillaceae
Exons: 1
Coding region: 1-375 (124 amino acids)
Source: RefSeq, a predicted model, not a curated record
AUGCAAUUCAUGGAUUCUAUUCUUGUGACGGAAUGCACGGGAGGAAAUGCAGAUUCUGGCGCAUACUGGCUUCAGCACGUUGACCUGGAUGUCCAGGCUUAUCAAUUACAUAUGCCCUUCGAGCAGGAAAGCUUCCAAACUACGGACGAUUUGAUCGAUACUAGUGAGGAUGGAUCGAAGGCGAAAGUGGUAACACUGCCAUGCAAGGAACUGGAUGGGCUCUGGGAGUCGUACGAACUACCGUGGUUUCUUCUUCUUCUUUCUCAUGCCCACGCCGAGGGUAGGCUUCUUCGUACUGACCCAGAAUGUGAACAGACUUCAAUUCGACGAGCCAAUCCAGACUACAAUCCUCCGCGCAGUAACCAGGAUGGGUGA